Solanum pennellii is the source of this 1383-nucleotide messenger RNA. RefSeq lists its product as uncharacterized. Gene Ontology annotation, biological process: DNA integration. The record is from RefSeq and is a predicted model, not a curated record. The coding region runs from base 1 to 1383 and encodes 460 amino acids. Gene Ontology annotation, molecular function: nucleic acid binding; RNA-DNA hybrid ribonuclease activity. The transcript has a single exon. NCBI's taxonomy places the organism in Eukaryota, Viridiplantae, Streptophyta, Magnoliopsida, Solanales, Solanaceae.
AUGCCUACAGGCAGGCUUGAGAAAUGGCAAAUAUUGCUCACAGAGUUUGACAUUAUCUAUAUAACGCGGACCGCAAUGAAAGCUCAAGCAUUGGCAGAUCAUUUGGCAGAGAACCCUAUUGAUGAAGAAUAUGAACCACUUAAAACCUAUUUUCCAGAUGAAGAGAUAUGUUGUAUCAAUGAAGAUAUUCACGAUAACAAUCAAGGUUGGAAGUUAUUCUUUGAUGGUGCCUCUAACAGGAAAGGAGUUGGAAUAGGAGCUGCUCUUAUGUCUAAAUCAGGGAAGUAUUACCCUAUAUCAGCCCAACUUAGAUUCUAUUGUACUAAUAAUAUGUCUGAGUAUGAAGCGUUCAUUUUGGGUCUAAGGUUAGCUGUUGACAUGGGUAUCCAAGAAUUGGUAGUGUUAGGAGACUCAGACUUACUAGUUUAUCAAAUUCAAGGAGAAUGGGAAACUCGAGACCCAAAGCUCAUACCAUAUCAACAUUGUUUACAAGGUCUUUGUCAACAAUUCGUGUCGAUAAAGUUUAGACACAUUCCCAGAGUACACAAUGAGAUUGCAGAUGCAUUGUCCACUUUAUAUUUGAUGCUCCAACACCCUGAUGGCGCUCAUAUCGACCCUUUAUACAUACAAAUUUGUGAUCAACAUGCUUAUUGCAACAUGAUUGAGGAGGAAUUUGAUGGUAAGCCUUGGUUUCAUGAUAUCAAAACAUAUCAUCAGUCUGGAGAAUGUUCGUCGGAUGUAACCAGUAAUCAAAAAAGGACUAUUCGACGACUAGCAAGGGGUUUUUUCUUAAGCGGAGGCAUAUUGUACAAGAAGGCACCCGAUUUAGGUCUUCUAAGGUGUGUAAAUGCUCAAGACGCUUCCACAAUCAUGAUUGAAGUACACUCAGGAGUUUGUGGACCUCAUAUGAAUGGAUAUGUUCUAGUCAAGAAGAUACUUCGAGCAGGAUAUUAUUGGCUCACCAUGGAGCGGGAUUCCAUACGAUUUGUUCGUAAAUGUCAUGAAUGUCAAAUACAUGGUGAUUUGAUACAUUCUCCCCCUUCUGAGUUGCAUACAAUGUCUGCUCCAUGGCCUUUCGUGGCAUGGGAAAUGGAUGUGAUUGGACCGAUAGAACCAAAAGCAUCGAAUGGUCACAGGUUCAUCUCGGUGGCCAUUGAUUAUUUUACAAAAUGGGUGGAACCAGUAACUUUCAAGUCAGUGACCAAGAAGGUCGUGGUGGAUUUCAUCCAUUUCAACAUCAUCUGUCGGUUUGGUACUCCAAAGGUGAUUAUAACUGACAACGCCGCAAAUCUCAACAUCCACUUAAUGCAAGAGGAUGCUACUGAUUUAAGAUUGAGCAUCGAAAUUCAACUCCGUAUUGCCCAAAGGCAAACGGGGCUGUAG